GGUAGCAGUUAGGGGAGGAUUUUGCAAGUGUAUGGCACAGACGACGAUGUUGCAGCUACAAAAAGGAUCAGCUUACCUUGCGGCAAGAUCAUUUCUCAAGUGACUACCGUGCAGUGCAGAGCAGCAGUAGCAGCAGAAGAGCAGAAGCAUCAACAACAUCAGCAAGUGCCGCCGUUCAACGUGGAUCAUUUGCAUUGCCAGCUUUAACUACAAACAAACUAAAGACACAACACAAGCCAAAUCACAAUGGCAGUGCAGGGUCAGAGAUUUAUGACCAAGACGCAGCACUACCGCAAGGUGACCAAGCCACUGCUGGAGCGCAAGAGGCGGGCCCGCAUGAACCUGUACUUGGACGAGCUGAAAGACCUCAUUGUGGAUACGAUGGACGCGCAGGGCGAUCAGGUCAGCAAGCUGGAGAAGGCCGAUAUACUGGAGCUGACGGUCAACUAUCUGAAGACACAGCAGCAGCAGCGCCUCGCCAGUCCAGCGUCGCCAUCUUCCGCAUCCUCCACCUCCCAAGUGAAUUUAGACAAAUUCCGUGCGGGCUAUACCCAGGCCGCCUACGAGGUCUCGCACAUAUUCUCCACCGUUCCGGGCUUGGAUCUCAAGUUCGGCACACACCUGAUGAAGCAGCUGGGCCACCAGCUAAAGGACAUGAAGGAGGAACGGGACACAUCAGAACUAAGCGAGGAGCCCGUCAAUCUCUCCGAUCGCAAAUCGGAGGCGCAUCAGCACGAUGAGCGCCCCAUCACCCCUCAGGAGGAGGACAAUGACAACCCCAAUGGCGAGGAUGUGUGGCGGCCCUGGUGAACCUCACGAAACCCAUUAACCCAUCAACUCAGCAGCUUUACUACUCUGGAUUUAGUUCGUAGGCCAUAAAGAUAUUCAGAAACGAUCCAAGUUUUCCAAGGUGUAGUGUAAACAUUUGCCUCAGAAUUGUAUUUACAACCAAUAGUAGCUAUUAUUUGAUAUGAUGUGAUGUUCCUGUGAUAGUUCUUAAGUUCGUAUUUUUUAUUUGAUCUCCCAUAGAUGUAUAGAAAGCACAUUUAUAAUUAUAUAUAAUUUAUUGUAUUUACCAUAAGCAAGAGUAUCCCCAUUGAUCUUCCACUUAGUUUUAUUAAGGAAAUACAUACAUUUUUUGUAUACUUAACAGGUUCCAUAUGCUUUACAACAUUUACAAUUAAUA
Molecule: messenger RNA, 1186 nt
Organism: Drosophila obscura
Lineage: Eukaryota; Metazoa; Arthropoda; Insecta; Diptera; Drosophilidae
Gene: E(spl)mdelta-HLH
Product: enhancer of split mdelta protein
Exons: 1
Coding region: 247-810 (187 amino acids)
Biological process (GO): regulation of neurogenesis; regulation of transcription by RNA polymerase II; anterior/posterior pattern specification
Cellular component (GO): nucleus
Molecular function (GO): protein dimerization activity; RNA polymerase II cis-regulatory region sequence-specific DNA binding; DNA-binding transcription factor activity, RNA polymerase II-specific
Source: RefSeq, a predicted model, not a curated record